Xyrichtys novacula (pearly razorfish) is the source of this 4298-nucleotide messenger RNA. NCBI's taxonomy places the organism in Eukaryota, Metazoa, Chordata, Actinopteri, Labriformes, Labridae. The record is from the annotation of a GenBank genome assembly.
CGAUGGACUCGCCCGGGGGUCUCCGGAGAGAGUAGGUGAGUUGUGUUUAGCUAAAGAAAUUAAGCAAAGGUAAAAAUAUGUUUGGUGGCUACUACUAUGGCUGGGACCCUAUAUGUACUGUUGAUGAAGUUAGGUGCUGUUCUGAGCAUCAUUUGUGGUUUUUUGGUUGAGCGCGUGGCUCUGAAUUGCUAUUCUGUGGUCGUUACUAAAGUUGAUUGACCCAAACUUAAUUUUACGCUGGAACAUACCUUUAACUUUGGUAAACACUUGACUUCAGCGGCUCUGUAAAAAUUCGGUUAAGUUGUCUCGUUGGGAGGAAUAUGUAAACAGAGUGGGUCUCCUUUAGGCUGGUUAGCUUCUGUAGCUAACAAGAUACUUAGCAGUGCUCUGUAUCACAGCUUCUUCAACUUACCCUGCACGUUGUCCAGUCUUGACUGCUUGUUUUCCCGACUCGUUGGUGUUGUUCUUUUUAACCUUCCCCAUCUCACAGCAGUUUAUUUCUAUUCAUAGCAAAAUUUCUUCACAAAACAACCCCACAUGUGGAGCAGCGUGUUUAGCUUUUCACCUACGAACUUCCGUUCAAAGAUAGGGAGAAAUUACAGUAAAACAAGCUCUCACUCCGUGGGCUUUUUGGCGUACCAACUUGGAUGUCUGCUGUCACUCCGGUAUUAACGUCUUCUUAUAGUCAGACUCUUGAAAGAAAAUGUUAGAGAUAAGUGAUUCCUCCAGCCUUGAAGAAAUUUUACGCUUGUGAAGUCCACACAUCGUGAGUGGAAACAUGUUAAUGCUCUUACUAACCUCGUUUACUUCUCAAGCUGAAAUACAAAGUGUCAAAUCAAAGCGUUUGAAAAGUAAAUUUGAAUAUGAAGAUGAUAUUUUUCAAAACUUCAUAUACUUUAAACGCGUUUUUUAAUUAACGACAUUCAUUUCAUCAGCUGAAAUAAUAUCACAGUGAUAAGCUGUAAUUCGCGACGAUCUUUGUCGUGAUUGUCGUGGAUGUAAGAAAACGCCGCUGCUGUUACCAUUUGAAACCACUAGAUGGCGAUAGAAUCUCAACAGCGGCAAAACAUAGGCUCUGCAUUGUGCAGUUGUGUGUAUCAUCCACAUUUGGGAUAUACUGCUUGAAGUUAAUCCAAAAUUAUUGUAGGUGAAAUAUUAGUAUACCGAUAAGUUUAAAUUUAACGAAUUUUAAGAAUUAGACUUGAAGUACAAUCUGCUUGUGCAGUCCACAACAUUUACAACUGUUUGCAGCACAUUAAUCAUUUUGUUCCUGAGCCCACUAUGUGAAAAUAUAAAUACUAUCUCAUUAAAAAACAGUUGGUUUUAGAAUUUGAGACUUUAGUGGGCUAUAAAUGUACAUUCAAACCCUGUUAAAGGUUUGAGAUGAUUGAUUUAGUGGGUAAGUGAGCAGAGAUUAUAAGUGACUAAACAAGAGGGAAGUGUAAAUUAAUGAAAUAAACAACAUUGAAUAGAGAGUGUGUCAAAACACAUGUCCUUUAAGUGUGAAUAGACUAGAUUUUAAACUCUAAUUAUCCCCUGAAUGAGGUGUGUGUGUGUGUUUCUUUUUUAAUAGGAGGUUUGGGAUUACAACCAGACAUAAUCUGAGAGACUGCUGAUUGAAGGUUAAAGACUUAUUUCAGCAACAGGGAACAGUAUAUACAGCUAGUACACUGCAAAUCACAACUGUAAGAAUACCAUAGGAGUGCCACAUGGAUCUAUACCGGGACCUUAACUCUUUUUUUUUUUACUGUCAAAUAAAAGAGUGGGCGAUUUCAUCUUUUGUUUGCAUGUUAUUUUGUGUUUAAUUGGAGGAGAUGAAGAGAUCAUGGGACCUACAAUGAUGAUAGCAUUAUGCAAUUAUCUCUGGCUCAGCAACUAACACGUCCUAAUUUUACUCCAAAACCAAAGCAACUGUUUCCAGUGACUGUCAUCUGCACUGGUCACUCUCCGCUGCACAGACCUGAUAUCCUGAUAUCACCUAAACUGCCUGUCAGCUGUUACCUAAAUACAUCCACUGUUCCAUAUACUGUGAGACAGACAGUGAGUGUCAUGGAGUUUAUUUACUGGUCGCGUCAUAAUCUUCUCAGUGUGAGGUGUAUAAGAACGCUUCACAAAACACAACUCAUCAUGCAACGGCAGACCGCGGUCCAUACAGCAAGACAGCAGAGCUUCACAUGAGGUGAGUAGAUCUACAUUAAUAAUGUAGAUGUUUUCAUUAUAACUUAGUGCACAUGAGAUUUUUGAGAUUGUUAUCGAUUACAUUACAUAAAAUUGCCAUCUUUAUGAACUGUAUCUGUAAAUUCCUCUACUCCGAGUGCUUCCUCAUUUUUAUUUUAACAUUGAAUAUAUUUACAUUUUACUUAUAACAUGCUCAAAAACUAUUAAGUAACAUCUUGUUUUACUUCCGCCAAAGUGUUAUCAUCAGCUACUCUCUCUAGAUUUAACUUCGACUCGUGUUUUUACUUUCUCGUAUCAUCACUUUGGUUGACUUUGGUAAAUUCAGGACGGUCCUUUGAGUGUCAGAGUGACUCAUGAGGUAUUGUCAGGUUAGGACCUCAAUCUAAUUCAGCAUGUCCUCUCAGUAAUCUGAUUAUGAAGGUGCUGUGAAAGCAUUAUAAAGGGAUUAGAGGAGCUUUCAUUGUCUGUAUACAAGUUUGUUUUUUCUGCAGAUAAUAGUGUUUAGAAGUGUUUGUAAUUAUAGCAGGAUCAUUCAGUCUGCAUCAGUUUGGUAAGACUGCAUUUAAGCACAGCAAUAGAAACAAAAGCAGAUUCUUGACUUGAGUGAAAUGCAUUUAAAUUUGGGGAAGAUUCACUCAAUUUUUACAUUUAACUCUGACUGUUUGAUUGUAGUUCAAACUACCGAAGCAUGAAUGUGAAUGUGGCCAAACCUGAAGUAAAGACUGGCAGCAAAGCCCCCCCAAGAGUCACCGGCCCAGGAUCAGGCCCACCCAAGUUCAAACAGAGAAGCAGCCGCACCUUCAAGAGCAAACCUCCCAAGAGAGGAGUGAUCGGGUAAGUUUAAGUAAAUACAAACCAAGACAGAAAGUCUUCAAGAGAUGCAGCUUGUGAUUUUGUUUUUGUCACAGAUUUGGAGAGGACAUCCCGGGGAUGGAGGGCCUUGGUAUAGGUAAACAUGGAUACAGCUGCACCACAAAUAAUUUUAAAAAAUAAACAAUUUCCUUUUUGCUUCUCACUUUUCCUUCUCUCUUUUUCUCUGUAGAUAUUACCGUAAUCUGCCCGUGGGAAGCUUACAGCCAUUUAGAGCUCCAUGAGCUGGCUCAGUACGGCAUCAUCUAAGAAGUUGUUUGUAUAAACUAAAAGGAAUUAAUGAGGCAAACUUGAUCACAUAGAUUGGCCUCUUUGAUUUAUUAUCCACAAACUCAAGAAGCAGCAGCAAGUCAAAAUAUGUGUGUAUACAAAGACUGUUAUUUUGUACAAUCAAUCCAUUUUCAUACGACUCUUAAUAUACCUUUCAACUGAUGCUCAGUUUGCUCUUUGUUAGAUUAUUUUGUUACUGACUUCAAGACAGAAUCUCUGAAUAAAACCUGCAAUUUUCCAAACACUGUAAAACUUACGUGUGAUUUUUGUGUUUGAAAUGUUGCAUAAUCACAACGAGGAGAUAGUUUUAUUUGUCCCUUUUUAAAAGAAAAAAGAGGGUUAGUAGAAAAAGUUAACACAAAAUGAUCAAAACAAUUGAUAUUGAAAGUAUAUUCUGAAAUAGUGGAAAUAGUUGCUGUGGUUAAUUUGAAGGUACAGCUUGCUUUUUUUAUGUUUCCUUAUUAUUUGUAGGUUAAAUUAUGUCCCAAAGAAGUCAAGGUUUUCAUGAUAGGUCAUGUAGAUUUUGCAUCUCAAAGUUCAGGCUAUUCUCACAGAAUUUCCUCUUGAAUCUCAACAUGAAUUUUUGCAAGCGGAAAACUAAUAUUGUGAUUUUUCAUCAUGAUAUUUAUUUCAAAAUAUGCCUCCCAAAAAUAGCUGAAGUGUAUCUGUUGUGUUGCUCUUUCAAUUCCAAACUGGAAAAAACAGUCUGUUGUAAUGUUUUUGUACAGCAAUGUUAGUAACCGUUAACCCAUGUUGCUGUGGAGUUUAUGCCAGUAAAUGCUGUCUAGAAGUCGAGUGGUGAUGAACAGAGUCAUAAUUUGGAUCCCCAGUACGAUGAUCGCAGCAGUCCCUAUCAGGCCCAUGUGCAGCUCGAUCCAGCGUGAGAUUCCCCCCAGACAGCCGCCCAGGAAGAUAACGCUCUGAGCGGUAAACUCGUCCAGCAGCUGGGCUCCGACGCCACACUGAGUGUUCCACACGGU